Cryptococcus amylolentus CBS 6039 is the source of this 579-nucleotide messenger RNA. RefSeq lists its product as hypothetical. Lineage: Eukaryota; Fungi; Basidiomycota; Tremellomycetes; Tremellales; Cryptococcaceae. The record is from RefSeq and is a predicted model, not a curated record. The coding region runs from base 22 to 288 and encodes 88 amino acids. The transcript is spliced from 3 exons.
CUUGCAUCUCUCGUCAUCCCCAUGUCCCUCGCAUCCACCAUCCUCGGCUUCAGCGCCUUUGGCUUCGGCGCCAGGUGUCUCCAGCUCGGCAUCCAGAAGAGGCCCCUCUUUGCCGGCUUCCAUGGCCAUGCCUAUGCAUCUAUCGCCUUCGGUAUCCUCGGCGCCGGUGCUUACGAGGCCGACAAGAAACAGCGGGCGCUCCUGGAAAAGAAGAAGGCUGUCCUUCUCGAACACCGUGAAGCUGAGAACAGGGAAUGGGAAGCCCAAAAACAAGCACACGCCGUCUAGAAGAGGUCUGAGGGUGGAAGAAGAAGGAUUCGGUUUUCUUUUCUGCAUGCGAAUGCAGUGUAUUUCUAAUGGGACACGAGAUAUAUCAAGUGGGGCAUCGAGCAUGGGUGCAAUACAUUCGUGGCAACAGUUAGAGAGGCGUAGCGCAACUUCAGUGACGGCUCUUUUGCAACAAUACGCGAGACUACCAGGAGUUGUAAUCAGGGAUACCAUAAUCUGCCCUCAGACAUGCUGGCCAGAUACUGCAAAGAGUCACACCUUUGACAAACUCAUGUCGUGCCCAAGCAUACA